Molecule: messenger RNA, 1296 nt
Organism: Cladocopium goreaui
Lineage: Eukaryota; Dinophyceae; Suessiales; Symbiodiniaceae
Source: the annotation of a GenBank genome assembly
AUGUUUGUUUCAUCAACAUCACCGACCUCGAAAAGCAACGUCAGGCAUCGCUUCUGCUCUUUGCUCCUGCUGCUUUCGGCGCAGGGCCUUUGCGCCCUUUGGGCCCUGUCCUCCCUCGACGGGCUCGACGGGCUCGGGCAAGGCAUCUGCGACCUGGAAGUUGUAGCCUCGUUGGUGUCAAGCUGCUGUCGCUUGAAGGCGUUCGCCAAGGCCAAAGCAGCAGCGGCUGCAGAAGAUCGACUGCAGGUGUUUACCCCACUUCCGCCGCGCAACAAAUCCGUCGCCGUGGUCUUCAUUGGACAGUUGCGGGCACUGCAUGCGGACGUGGUCCUGAAGAGGAUCGAGGAAGAACUGCUCAAACCACUGGAUCCUGAUGUCUUUUUGGUCUUCAAUACCAACAAGACCUUCGUUCAGAAGAUGCAGAGUCUGGGUUAUGGAUCUGGACAUCUGGGUGACUUCAAGAUUCUUGGGACGGAAGAGAUUUUGCAGCGACUCAAACCACUAGACUAUCACUUCUACCAGGCCUCCGAGUAUUUGACGGUGCCCCGCAGCAGCAGUUGCGUCUCAGCAAGGAAGAUCUAUGCACAGUUCUGGCCCUUCCCCGCUGCUGCUGCCAUGCUGCUGACAGCGGAGCGACAGCGUUCGCAGCGCUACGACUGGAUCGUUCGCAGUCGGCCGGAUGUCACUUUCUUGGGUCGACCGCUGGUUCUACCUGACUGGUCGGAGGCAGCAACAGUCUAUGGCCAAGCGUAUUACCAUGGCUGUUUGAUGUGCGAUCAAUUCUUUGUGGCAACGCGUUUAGCCUUGGAAGCUGUCUUUACGGUCGAAGACAGCUUCCGUCGCUGUGAAGACGUUCUCCACGGUCCCGCUGAGCCCUGCUGGUGCUGCAAGGACCAGUGCCAUCGUCGCGUGAAGUGCGGUGCUGGUCGACUGAUGGGCGGCUUCGACACGGAGUGCACCAUCCUGCGACACCUGCGGCAGAGAAACGUCGUCAUCAACACUUCCCGCAGCUUCCUGCUACAGACCCAUCGGCUCAACUUGGUCGAAGCGAGACAAUGGAGCCUGGCUUGGCCUGUCCCUGGGAAUGACGCCAUCCACCAUCCGCUGCCGCCGGCAACCGGAAAAACGACGGGUACGCGGAAGGUUGCGAAGCCAGUCAUGGAGCAGAUCAACCUGCAUUUUGGAGUCCUCAACGUGGCAAUCGCGCCUCAGGCAGAUCCGUAUUGGAGUCCCAUAUUUGUUAAGCCAGGCUUAAAGAAAACAACAGUUCAUGCAUGGUUGGUGGUUUGGGAAUAG